AUGGACUUUCAAAGUGCCAUGGAGACCUUCGCCGAAGCUUGGGUCGCCGCCAACGCCAAAGGGACACCGCUGAGCGAUGUCAGCUCCCAGAGCCAGGCGCUGGCGUUGACCAGGAGCAAGACGCCGCCCCCGGCCACCGCCGCGCCCGCCACUUCCGGUCGGGACUCCGCAGAUAGGACGCCUACCCCCGCGCCCGCUCGUUCUACUACCCCCAACGAAGCCGCCGUGUCACCACCGUCGGUCAAGGAGGACUUCGAUAACUCCAAAUCAAACUCAGCCAAAUCCCUCCCGGUCCAUUGCGUCGUAGAGGCAAUAGCCGCCUUGGAGGACAGCAGAAUCUUGCAUCAUGGUCCAUGGAGGCGCCGACCGUUGAUCGAAAUUGAUAGUUUCGUGAUAAUUCCCGUUGGAACGCCGUUUCAUAAUUUGGUUCAGGUGGCGUUAAUGCGUUUGGGUUAUUCUUCGGAGUCGGCGGCCGCUGCGAAAGGUUCGGUUGUGAUCAAGAACUGGAAGGCGCUCAGCUUCGAUCAGGUUUCGGAGGACCCUCUGGUUACCGUCGGAGAUAUUCUCGGAGAGUUGACCAGCGUCGCGACGCUCAGGAUUCAAGUGUUUAGGGGUCGGCCUGGCGCCGUCGGUGAUAUCAAGGACAAACUGCUCAAGUUCCUGCUGGUGCAGUCGCACUCGCUGCUAACGUCGACCGGUUGUCCUCUAGACGAGCACAUUCUUUCACAUAUCUGUCGCGGUUCGUCUGGUCCCGUACCAGAAGUUUCCGAAGAAUCCAGAAGGAAAUUCGAUCAGUGGUGGGCUACUCAGUUCAGCCCCCAGUCCCCCACUAGAUCCCAAUACGCCCCCUCUAAUUACCAAUUAACGGUGCCGUCGAAGUCCACGUUGACAGAUGUGGGACACCCCGCCAUACAAAGCGUGCAUAGCCAAUUUCCUACCCAGAAAACGCGUAUGAGGACAAGUUUCGAUCCGGAAUUAGAGCUGCCCAAAUUGCAACGAUGGUUUGCAGAUAAUCAACAUCCAAGCAGACAACAAAUCCAGCAAUACGUCAAAGAGCUCAAUAGUUUGGAAUCUCGCAAAGGCAGAAAGCCACUGGAUGUUAACAACGUAGUGUACUGGUUUAAGAACGCCAGAGCAGCUCAAAAAAGAGCCGAAAUAAGAAACAUCGCUCCAUGUCAUUUAACCAUGAACGGCUACAGCAAUCAUUCACCAACGAACGGUUCCGGAUUUUUAAUUGGAGACGGAUAUUUAAAUUCGGACCGAUUGCAAGAUCAAAGAAUAAAAAAUAGCAUUCAAAAUUUAAGUCGUAGGAAUUUAUCCCAUUUAUCCGACGAAUAUUCGAAUGCAGGAUCUGAUAUGGACGAUGAAGAUAUUAACGAACAACCUAGUAGCCCUAUCGGACCUUUAUCGUUAACUACAAACGAUAGAAAAGACAGUCCGAGACCUUCCACUCCAGAUAUAAAGAUAGAAAAUCUCUCUUCUUCCGAACCCAAAGAUGAACCAGUGAAUUAUCAUUCCCCGAGCAAUCAAUCAAACAAUAAUAAAAUGACGGACGAUGAAGACGAAACCGAUUACAGUGACAAUAAACCCAACGAACUCCACGACGAUGGAAUAUUACGUCCUCAUAGGAUCUGUUCGUCUCCUGAAGUUGAUGGACAACUUCUCCACCGACCCGACGGCUUGGAAAGGCUCGCGGCUAGUUUUCCAUUAGUACCUAACUCAAUGUUUAGCCACAGUAUCAUGUACAUGAGUCAAUACAUUCCCGGAUUAACCCACACAGCCGCUUCUCCACCAGGAUCCAGCGCUUUAAACAUGUCCGCUUUAACAGCGGAUGAAAGACGUAAGAGAAACAGGACUUUUAUCGACCCAGUCACGGAAGUACCACGUCUGGAACAGUGGUUCUCGCUAAAUACUCAUCCUUCGCAUAAUCUCAUAUUAAAAUACACCGAAGAACUCAACUGUAUGGCGUAUAGACAAAAGUUUCCGCGGCUAGAACCGAAGAAUGUACAGUUUUGGUUCAAAAACCGUCGAGCCAAAUGCAAACGCCUGAAGAUGUCCCUUUUUGAAGGUCAAUCAGCAACGCACUAUCACCACGCGGAAAAAGAAUAGAAUUUGGAAACCCUCUUGGUGCAAUCGACACGUACUUAGCUUUAUCGUCUUCGUUCCCAUUUUGCCAAAGACACUGUUGAAUAUUUUUAGCGAACCCCGCGCAUAACGAGUUGUAGAGGAGCCAUUUGUGUUGUAUCAAUAUAUAAUCAAAAUAUGGUAAAACGCGAUAGUGGCGUUAACAGAUAUAGCGGUCAGUGUUUAAAUUAUCCUCAACGUUCGUUCGAUGUUAUCGACCCAUUUUCAUUAAUUAUUUUUUAGUGGUUUUUAUAUUGAUGAGAUUCUAUGUUUUUUUGGUAAUAUUUAUAAUAUCUGUAUUAGAUAUGUACAUAAUAUAUUGAUUUUUUUGCUCCCUGGA
Molecule: messenger RNA, 2464 nt
Organism: Onthophagus taurus
Lineage: Eukaryota; Metazoa; Arthropoda; Insecta; Coleoptera; Scarabaeidae
Gene: dve
Product: SATB1_N and homeodomain domain-containing protein dve
Biological process (GO): regulation of transcription by RNA polymerase II; chromatin remodeling
Molecular function (GO): RNA polymerase II cis-regulatory region sequence-specific DNA binding; DNA-binding transcription factor activity, RNA polymerase II-specific
Source: RefSeq, a predicted model, not a curated record